GGUUGCUCCCUGAAUGCCAUUCUGUUGAGCCCUCCUCCCUCCCUCCUCGUCUCUCCGGGCCGAGUGCUGAUUCACUCUCACAUGUUGGCAGCUCACUGAAGAGAUUUUGUUGCCUGUGCACCUGUUCUCAUCUGAUAUAGCCUAAGAAUAAGGGUGAAACCAAAGGGGGAAAUGGGAUUGUAUUUAAAAAUCGCAGCAGGCCUCCUUCUGCUUAUCCAAACCUUUCACCCGGCAUCGUUUCAAAAUGCAACCGAUGCAACCGACGCCCCGCGGCGGACAAUUGAUAAGGCUUGGCUCCGUGAGCUAGCCAGAAAUACAGCUGGAAGUCAAAACGCUGUAAAUACUGAGGAGGCUGACUCUGAUCCGGGAUCUGAUGCGGAUGGGGAGUCGACUAAUGAUUACUCCAGUGGGAUCGCAUCCGGCUCCAUGGCAAUAUACAGCGAAGGCGAGGAGAAUGCAUCCGGCCAAGAUAACCGCGUAAGAGAAACUACGAAUAAUCUGACUACUGUCGCUACCACCGUGCCGCCUACAUUUCCCACAAAUGUUACAACCAGGAAAGCUAAAUUGCCAGACGCCACCGUUUCUCCGACUAACGUGACCUCAGACCCCACAACCUCACGCCAGAUCAACAAGACAAAAACUGAGAAUGAAUUUCACAACUCCACGAUGACUCCUCAAAAACCCACGACUCAUCCGAGCGCACAAAACUCCACCCACUCUUCAGGUAGCAAUCACACUGAUUUACCGACAACAACCUCGGCACCGGAGAGCAACGCUACGCAAAAAUCCACGGCAAAACCCAACAAAGACACAGGGUUGACUAACGCUACAAAAUCUACCACAAAAACAACCGCAACAACCACAACAAUUCCAACAACCACAAUGAAGCAAAAGAAAAACGAGACCUCCACCAAGUCUUCCUCUACAACGGCGAUCCCAUCUGAGACCACAGGAACGAGCCCUACGACUACAACCAUCGCUGCUCCGAUCACACCCGAGAAGGCCAACAAGACAGACAAAGAUGCAGCCCCGGGGAGCAACUCAGAAAGAGGUUUGGCGACGGAUAACCAUGGAGCGUGGGGAGCUGUUCUGGGAACGGGGGUGGCUGUGUCCCUUGUGGGACUGGUGGCCUUCAUCAUCCUGAAGAAGAAACACGUGAAGGGUUUCUCUCAUAGUAAACUGGUUGAGGACUAUCCUUCAGAAACAGUUCACAGAUUAGACAACAGUGCACCUUUGGACUUGAACUUUGGAGUUGGUAGUUCGGCCUAUUACAACCCAGGACUCCAAGGGGACAACAUCCAAAUGACCAACUUUCCAGGACGCCGCUGAGACCGAAACGUCUCCCAAGACCAAAGUCACGAACUCCCUUGAAAGAUAGUUGGCUAAUUAUGCUUAUUGGCAUUUGAUAGACAACCUAUAAUGUGGAGGGUUUUUUAAAUAAGACGAUGUGAAAGUGACAUUGUGAAGGUCUGUCAGCCUCCACAAAUGAUGCUUCAGAUUAUGCAUUGUGUUGGGUAGAUUUACUGUAUUGACAUAGAAGGAUCACUGAAGGCUGACCUACACUGCAGCAGCCAAAAUUAACUGUCAAGACAUUGAUGUAUGUUGCCAAAGGGUAUCAAAUGAAGUCUUUGCUAAUAAAGAAUAUGCUUUACAGCUAAUGAAGGAUUAUAUUUGUAAUAACUUUAAUUUGUAAUUAUAUUUUGCGUAAAUAGGAACCACAAAAUUCUGUUGAAGACCAGGAAAAAUAAAAACAGUUCAGAAACCAGAGUGCGACCCCUGCUAAUGCAAAACAUUUGUAGCAACAAAAGUUCUGCUGCUCUGCAGCCUGUAACAGCAGAUGACACAGCUGGCCCGUCGAGGCGCUUGCAACAAAAUUCAGAAGCCAUGGCGAACAAUAACAUUGUCCAUAUCAACAGUCGCCUGCUGUUAUGGCAUGAGGAAUGCAAUAAGAAGUUAAAUUUGAACUGCACUUUCAGAUAUCCCACAACUGGCAGUCACAGCCGGAGUCGGAGAAUUGAACCGUCAAACCAAAGACUGUUUUUCUACACCAGCGAGGGAGGUGGAGGGAGCUGUUUUGUUAUUCAUAGACUGAGGUUUUUGGUAUUCAGGAAGGGGAGUCGUGUAUUUGGUCUUAGCAUUACUCAGUAGCAACAACUAUAUCAUCAUAAUAUACUGCUUAAAUCUUCUGACCUCCAGGUGUCCAAACAGAGAUUUGAGUUUCUUGUAGUGACAGUAUGCACCUGCUGCAUGCUUAGAGCAAAAUUAGAACUUUAAUGCAGAAUAUUUUUAAAAAAACUUUAUUUUUUCACUGUUAUUCGUCUCCUCAGUUUGCUUUAACUUUGAUUGACAACCUUUAAGAAGAGUGUCUCUUUUUUGACUGAUAUCUGUUUGGGAAAGGAGGGAAUAGCAGGGAUUAAUACACUCUCUCGUCCUUUAAUGCUUUUGUAUGAUAAAAUUAACAAUAUUACAUAAUUAUUCUUUUCUAAACUUUCUUACUUUUCAAUGUUAUGUAAAAAAACAAAACAUUUUUAUGUGAAGAAAACACCUAGAAAAUACAUCUUUUCAGCUCCCUGGAUCCUUUCACUCAUCAUUACCUGAGUGAAGCCGCACUCGAUCAAUAUGCGUCCCGAUUAUGAUUGAUAUGUGCCACGUCUUGGCCUAAACAGCCAAUAAUAACUCGGAGAUGUGGGAUUGUUUUUUUUUGGUUGAGAUGGUUCGGUGGCAGGUGCGGCAAGUCUGCUUCCUUCCUCGCUCUAAUUUCAGACAUCAAUCAGGGCGAGAAGGAUUUUUGUCUGACUGAGAGAGGAGUUUUGUGUCGCAGUGUUAAAGAAUCACAGUGAUUACUGCAGAAACAAUGCAGGGCAGAUGCAUCAUGGUAGACUCACCGCUGUUUGUAAAAUGUAUUGAAAUCUGAUGAUGAUGCCUUAAUAAAACAAGCAAACCCCAAA
Messenger RNA from Sebastes umbrosus (honeycomb rockfish), 2948 nucleotides. RefSeq names its product mucin 15, cell surface associated (gene muc15). The transcript has 4 exons. Bases 172 to 1329 code for a protein of 385 amino acids. NCBI's taxonomy places the organism in Eukaryota, Metazoa, Chordata, Actinopteri, Perciformes, Sebastidae. The record is from RefSeq and is a predicted model, not a curated record.